CUGCGUUUAAGGUUCAGGGUUUUGGAUUCCGACACGGUGAAGAACAAUGGGAUCCAUUCCUGCUAUCUUCUUCCUCUGCUACACCUGAGAAACCCUGAAACCCUAAUUCUUCAGUAAUUAGUUUCCAAAGCAGUUAAUUUUGGGCGGAAAAUGUGGUCUUCGAGAACUCUCAAGUAUAUUUUCAGGCUAAGACCUGAACCAAUUUCUUCCUCAUCGUCUUCUGCGUAUUCGCUCUCUCGCAUCACCGGAGGUUCUCCAAUUCCGUCGCAGCAGCAACGAUCGAUUACCUCCACGGCGCCGCUUAAUGGAUGGAUGGAUUCGAUCAAAGGUGUUUUUACCGGGAACAAGGAUACUCCUUUAGAAGAAUCAAAUCUACCCGUUGAAGCUUUCACUCUUCUCCGAUUUGCUGAUGAAUUGAAGAAUGCUAGACGGUUAGGGAAAUUCAAGCAGUACAUUGUGGGACGAAGCAGCGAGGCCACUUUUGCUGAUGCAUUUGAGAAACAAGAAGCUGUUAUUAGAUAUCUUGGAGCUCUUGAUGCUACAGGAGAGAAUCUCCAAGCGAGUCAAAAGCAAGAUGCGGCUAAACAUUGCAAAUGCACUAUAACUGAUGUGGAGAAUACGCUGUCCAAAUUUACUUGGGCCAGGCAAGCUCACAAGAAGAUGACAGAGUUGAAAGAAGGAGGCAAACCGUUACCAAAGAAUAUGGGAGAGCUGCAAAAAAUGAUGGGGUCAACACCAAUGGAUCUGGCGAGAUCAAACUUAGCCAAAAGUGGGCAGAUCAGCCGCAAUGCACUUUGUCCCUGUGGUUCCAAAAAGAGAUAUAAAAGAUGUUGCGGAAAGGAUUGAAGAACACAGAAGUUGAUCCAAAGCAUCUAAAGAUACGAGCUUUCUUUUGUUUGACUCUUUUCUUGGCUUCAUUUACUAUUUAAGAUUGUAGUAUUUGUAUUUUUUUAAGGUUAUCCCAUAAUCAGUUCAUCUGAAUACUUUAUUUUUGAAAAAUAGUUCAUAACCUAAGUUAAAGUCACAUGUUUGCUAAGUAUAUCAUUUCGUUGAAAGAAACCCAAUCCAAC
Molecule: messenger RNA, 1070 nt
Organism: Arabidopsis thaliana (thale cress)
Lineage: Eukaryota; Viridiplantae; Streptophyta; Magnoliopsida; Brassicales; Brassicaceae
Product: SEC-C motif protein
Exons: 5
Coding region: 151-846 (231 amino acids)
Source: RefSeq, marked reviewed